CUAAAUCAGGCUGGCGACAUCAGAUUGCGACGCGGCGUGCGGGGCGCGUCAAUAAACUAGCCGCGGGCCCGACGCGGCGCCCACGACCCAGCAGCCCGAAGCAUUUCCUGGAAGUGGCGUAAAUUGUCCACCAUGAAGGCCUCCAAAAACAACAGAGUCACGCCAGAAAGUACAAUUUGCUCAUCAGCAACUUCAGUCCCAGUUUGCGAGCACAGUUUGGCGACACCAUCGAAGGCGACAACUCCGCUCUUCCAGCGGGCCCUCGCGGCCAUGAGGCUUCGCCUCAGCGGCUCCUCUCGCGUUGAGGAGCCCGUGGAGCCGUUCGUCGGCAAUGACGCCAGCGCCUGCUCCUCGCCCACCAAGCACCUUGUGCUCCAGCGCCAGCAUAACAGCUUGCCGGUGGACCGAACGCAGCCGCAGCAGGCGCCCGCGCUCCGCCGCGCCAUCAGCGCCCAGAGCAACGGCGCACCCGUCCCUCCCGCAGCAAAGAAGGUGGUGUUUGGCGCCGCGACCGUCGCGGCCGGCGCCGUCCAAAAGGCCGCAGCCGCCGUAGCCGCCGCAGCCGCCGCAGCCGCGGCCCAAACCGCGGCGGCGCCGUCCUCGCCGACCGCCGCCGUGCCGCUACGCGGCAUCCUGACCAACGCCGGCGAGGCCUCCCCAGCCGUGGCCCACACCUCCUUGCAGCAGCAGCAUCAACAGCACCACCACCACCAACAACAACAACAACACCAACACCAACAGCAGCACCAACACCAGCAGCAGCAGCAGCAGGGUCCCGGCACCGGCGGCUCGGGCCUGCUGGCGGCGCUGCAGUCCUUCUCCGCGGUGGCGGGCGACACGGUGGAGGCCCUGCGCGACGUGCGUGAGCAGCAUGAGGAGCUGCUGCAGCAGCAGCGCGAGAGCUUCCAGCGCAUGCUGGUGGGCAUGCGGCAGCGCCGGGCAGCAGCCGCCGCGGGAGCGGCAGCGGCAGCGGCAGCGGCGCCACCGAAGGCGGCGCCCGAGGCGCCCGUCCCGGGCCCCAUCAUCACGGUGGCCUCCAGCCCGUCGCCGGCUACGCCGGCGGCGGCGCGUGCCGCGCCGGCGGCGCCACAGGCGCCUCCGGCGCCCGCGCCGGCGCCUGCGUCGCUGACGCGGUCGCCGCCGCCUCCCCCUGCGGCGCUGCGGCUCAGCAUCGCCUCGCCCGCCGGCGCGGCGCCCCGCGUGGCCCCCGCGGCCGGGUGCCACGCCGCCGCCGCGGCGGCUCUGCGCUCCUCCGCGUCCUCGGCUUUGACCAGCCCCACCGCCUCCUCAGCCUCGUGCACCCCUGGCGGCGCCUCCGCCGCCGCCUCGGCACCCACCACCGCCGCCGCCUCGGCGGCUUCCACCGCCGCCACCACGCCCUGCGCCUCCUCCUCCUCCUCCGCCGCCGCCGCUGCGGGGGCGGCGCUGUCGAUGCGGCCCUCGCUGCCGCCGCCCACGGACCCGCACUGCAUCACUGAGUCGUACCGGGGCGUGCUCGUGACCAUGCCCAUUGGCUGCCGCAUGGAGGGCGCGGGGGACCGCCUGGUGGUGGAGGGGCCGCGUGUGUACGUGGAGCUCGUGUUCCGCGAUUCCGGAUCCGGAUCUGGAUUCGACGGGCGCGGAUCUGGUGGCUCGAUCCAGAACCAGCAGCAGCAGCAGCCGCAUCAGCAGCACCCCGUGCUGCUGACCAGCAACUGCGUGGCGACGGUGAAGCGGGUGGAUGGGCGCAGCGUGGUGACGGUGCUGCCGCCGCUGCUGCCACGCAGCAAGUCCACGUGUGUGGCUUGAAGCGGAAGCGGCGGAGACAAGGCACAUGGUUUGGGGCGGGCGGCGUACAUAGAUGCUUUGAUGCGGUAAACUGAUGGUAUGGUCCCCUUCGCGGCUUCUUCUUUCGGAAGCUCUCGAGCUGGUGGUUGUGAAGAAGCUGAUAUGGGCGCGAUUGCAGUGACUGGCACGUGCUAACUUCCUUUAAUUGGAGUGUCGAGUGGUCGUCUUGAAACAUGUAUGAACCUUCAACAAGUGGGAAACGAUGCAGUACUGGGCGAGCACAUCGCCUUGCGUUCGCUGCGGCAAGUCCUAGGACUGAGUGCCAUUGAUGCCAUGGGCGCUUCUUGUUUUGAGGUGUUACAACUCGCCGAACUAACCAGAACGAAGUGGCCACACAGGUAUCAGACCAGAUUUACAGAACGUAUACAUAUGGCAGUACCGUAUUGCAGUCAGGGGUAUAGAGAGACACUGGGAGCAGGCGGCGGUGUUGGCAGGGUGCCAGCGGCACAAGAACGGUCUGGCAGCGUGUGUGGUUUCGCCGGCUCUGCUCUAGCUCUUGGGCUUGAGUGCAUAUCAGUGAUCGUGCAUUGUUUUAAUGACAACCGAUGUAGCUCAAGAGGGCGAGUAGUACGUGCAUAAGCAACAUAGUGCAUGUGGGAAGAAGCCCUUGCCAAAAUGGCAGCACUGUGCAGCAAGCCCCAGGAUCACCUCCUUCGUUCGUUUAGGACCUUCUUUCUUUCUAUCAUCCGUGUUUCUUUCCUUCACGAUAACGGCCCAUGCUGUAGCAAACCUUGAGACAAAUUCUUGUUGCUUGCGGCAAUGCGGCCGCCUCGGUAUGAAUGUGUGAUGUUGGGGCGGCCAGCGUCUGGCACGCACAGGCACGCACAGCCAUUCCAGACACGGGAACGGCUCUCCUUGAUAGCUUCAGGCGUUGCUCAAAUGUAACGCGCCUUGACACCUUUGCUACCAUCCCUCUUUUGCGUUCAGCAUUACACUGAAGGGAGUCUACCGGGCGUGACGGCGUAAGCACGGGCAUAGCCGCAUUACCGCAUAGGGCCGCGGCCUCUUGCAAGGCCGGAUGGGUGCUAUGACGCCCUCCGAUCUUAAAUGAUGAGGCCCUUCGCUGUCGGGGCCCGGUCCUGCAGCUACAGCCGUGUAAAACAGCAAAGUA
Molecule: messenger RNA, 2938 nt
Organism: Chlamydomonas reinhardtii
Lineage: Eukaryota; Viridiplantae; Chlorophyta; Chlorophyceae; Chlamydomonadales; Chlamydomonadaceae
Exons: 3
Coding region: 271-1788 (505 amino acids)
Source: RefSeq, a predicted model, not a curated record